Trifolium pratense (red clover) is the source of this 534-nucleotide messenger RNA. RefSeq lists its product as uncharacterized. The record is from RefSeq and is a predicted model, not a curated record. The transcript is spliced from 4 exons. NCBI's taxonomy places the organism in Eukaryota, Viridiplantae, Streptophyta, Magnoliopsida, Fabales, Fabaceae. Bases 40 to 474 code for a protein of 144 amino acids.
UUCAUACCUUUCCACGACUCAACGUGUGGCCCACACUGGAUGCUGUUAGUCAUUGAUUUUGAGAAGGAGAAAUUGACCUACCUUGACUCUUUCCCCAUGACAAAGUCUUCCCACAACAUAACGCGGAGCAUAAAAACUAUGGCGCUGUUUAUGGAGGGAAUGCUGCAAAGUGGCAUAUUUUACGACAAUCCGAGCACACCUAGGCCACUGGUGUCGCAUUUUCACAUGUCUUUCCCCAGUGCCGCUGGUUCACAGGGCAUUAACUCGAAUGACUGUGCAGUCUUCGUCAUCCUUUGGAUGACAUCUGCAAAGGAGGAGGAAGGAUACAAAGUGGAGGUGGACAAUGGAUCCAGACUGCAGAUUGCGAUUGAUUUGGUGUUGGCGCCAUAUAAUAAACACAAGUCAAUCGUAAUGCAGAAUGCUGAAGAUUUCAAUGCGCGCAAGAAAAGAUCAUCAUUGCGUAAAGGGGUGUAAUUUGUAUGAUUUGUACAAUGUAUGAUUUGGACAAUGGUCGGAUUAUGUAUUAUGGGACAA